This is a messenger RNA of Bipolaris oryzae ATCC 44560, 912 nucleotides long. RefSeq lists its product as uncharacterized. NCBI's taxonomy places the organism in Eukaryota, Fungi, Ascomycota, Dothideomycetes, Pleosporales, Pleosporaceae. The record is from RefSeq and is a predicted model, not a curated record. The transcript has a single exon. The coding region runs from base 1 to 912 and encodes 303 amino acids.
AUGUUUAAACCACUCUCCACCAGCUACUCAAAUGAGCUCACUAACCAUCUCCAUAACGCCCAAGGCCUCGUCUCAGUUAAGAAGGGCGACUUUUUUCCGCUGUUCUGGCGAGCCUGGAGCUCAUCCUUUACUAAAAACAAUAUCUUGAAGGCCUUUAGCGCUACUGGUAUAUGGCCAGCAGAUCCCGACGUUAUACUCAAAAGGUUUAGUUCAACACCUGAUAGGAGCCACCGCGAGCGAUCUCGGCUCUCUCCAAGUGAUUGGAAUCACCUGAGGCAGCUAGUACGAGAAGCUGCCGAAGAUGGAGCUGAGAGUGGAGUUAAAAAGCUUAGCGCUUCACUCCAUCAUCUCCAGGUUCAAAAUGAGCUAUUGCGUCAUGAGAUGGAGGGAUUGAGAGCAGCUCUUUCGCACAAGCAGAAGCAUAAAGGCAAGGGCAAAGCUCUAGAUCUUCAACAACGCAAGGAGUAUCAUGGCGGAGCGGUCUUCUGGUCACCUCGUAAGUUCCGCGAAGCUCGAGCUCGAGAAGCAGUUCGUGAACAUGAGGAGAUGGAGGAGAAACUCCAGAAAGCACGGGCUAAGAAGGACCGCGAGGAGACUCAAUUGCAGCGUCAAGCUGAGCGCGAGGAAAAGCGCACUGAGCGAUUGAGACUUAAUGAGAUGCGUAAGCUUGAGCGGGCUGAGAAAGCAGCUGAACGCGCGCGUAAAAAAGAAGCCCGCAAUAGUGAAAAAGCUCAACACCAAGCUCAAAAGCGUAAGCGUACAGCCUCACGAGUGUCUGCCUCUAAGAACAAGCGUCAAAAACUAUCAAUGGUGGAUGGAGCUCGCGAUGGAGCUGCAUCUACUUCAUCAUCUAUCCCACCAAAGAUCACGACGCGAGGCCGCAGCGUUAAGCUCCCGCAGAAAUUUAGAUAG